This is a messenger RNA of Enterobius vermicularis (human pinworm), 597 nucleotides long. Lineage: Eukaryota; Metazoa; Nematoda; Chromadorea; Rhabditida; Oxyuridae. The record is from the annotation of a GenBank genome assembly.
AUGUUACCAAAGUAUAGUGUACAGGCGAGCACUGAGAAAAAGUUGAGGUCGGUGGCAAUGGAGAAAUGUGUACCAGCAGAGUAUACUAGCAGUCCAAUUGUAGAUAUUUUAGCAUCAUCUGUUAACGAUAACCAUCCCCGACCUCCGUCAUGGUUUGAUCUUGGUUUUACCGGUCAUACCUCGAAUGCGAAUCGAGAAAGACGUUCUGGUCGUUGUGCAGAUGUUAUUUGUGAACAGACGUGUAAAAAAGUGAAUGUAAGAGAAGAAAACAUUGAGUGCAAAAUGGUGGAAAAACGAGAAGUAGGAUUGUUGGAAAGGAUUGUUCGAAGCCAUCCGAUAUGGUAUUUACAGCAUAUUGGUCGUCCAGCAGCUACUCAUCUGCUCCGAAACAUGGAAGAAGGAGUAUUUAUUGUUCGUGCAUCUUCUAAACGUAAUGCUAUGGCAUUGAGUAUUCGCCUGCCGGUUGGGUAUGGCUUAGAUACCGACCAUUACCUAAUCGAAUCUGCUGAUUCUGACAAAAGUGUUCGGCUUGAAUCUUCUCCAAAUACAUUCACAUCGCUUCCUCUGCUUAUUGAGCAUUACUGCUUAAAUGGGUAA